Molecule: messenger RNA, 1152 nt
Organism: Gigantopelta aegis
Lineage: Eukaryota; Metazoa; Mollusca; Gastropoda; Neomphalida; Peltospiridae
Product: regucalcin-like
Exons: 6
Coding region: 178-1095 (305 amino acids)
Biological process (GO): L-ascorbic acid biosynthetic process
Molecular function (GO): enzyme regulator activity; gluconolactonase activity; calcium ion binding
Source: RefSeq, a predicted model, not a curated record
UACGUUCGUUUGUUUAGCGGAAUAUGCAGCGCUGGAAGCUGCCAUUUUUCAUUUAGCAGAUCAUGUGCUUCGUCAUGUGACGCGUUUCGUGUUACUGUUAAUGAUAGAGUGUUCAAGUAUAUACCAUUUAUGUAAUACACAUGACAGUUUUAUCUCAAGUGAAGAUAAGUUGAUGUGAUGUCGUACAAAGUGGAACCGGUGAUUAAGCAAGUCUGUUCCUCCAUUGGAGAAGGUCCGCACUGGGACGAGGCCUCCCAAACAUUGCUGUAUGUUGACAUUAUGACAGGGGAUGUUCACCGCUGGAACUCGGUAACCAAGGAGGACACUAAACUUCAUGUUGCUGACGAGUUUGUAUCACUGAUAGUUCCAUGUGAGAAAGGUGGGUUUGUUGUCAGCACCACUCGCAGCUUGGCACAUCUCGACUGGGAGUCCAAUCAGAUGACCGUGUGGGCAGAAGUGGAACAAGAUAUGCCCACAAGAUUCAACGAUGGAAAAUGCGACACACAAGGAAGACUCUGGGCUGGCACCAUGGGUUUAGAGAAGAAGGCUGUGGGAGAACUGCCACCAAAGAUGGGUUCUCUGUAUUCAUUGAACUGUGAGCGGUCUGUAAAGAAACACGUCGACAAGAUUGACCUGUCCAAUGGCCUUGCCUGGACAAGUGACGACAAAACCAUGUUCUUCGUGGAUUCCAUUCCGCGCAAAGUGUACGCCUUUGACUUUGACGCACAGGCCGGUGAAAUUACCAAUCAGAGGACGGCCAUUGAUUUUAGUAAAGGGACGCCCUCCGACUUGGGAUGUCCAGAUGGAAUGACUAUUGACACAGAGGGAAAACUCUGGAUAGCCUCGUUUUUUGUCGGGAAGGUUUUCCGGUUUGACCCGGAGACAGGGUCGCUCCUGCAGGAGAUCAAGUUUCCGACCAGCAGAACGACGUCGGUGACGUGGGGAGGCGUCAGUCUGGACGACCUCUACGUGACGACGUCAGCAUACGGCUUCUCCGAGGAACAGAUCCGGACGACAGAGGCGCUGGCAGGCAGUGUGUUUAGAGUUACCGGGCUUGGGUGUAGGGGAAGACCAGCCAACAGUUACCAAGGAUAAAUAAGUUAUGAGACAGUUGUACAGAGUACGAUAACAAUAAAGGACUGUUUUUGUGUG